GGCUGGUCCCUGGCGGGUGUCCGCAUCCAGAGCUUUGGGACAAAAUGCCAAAGAAGCAGUGACCUGAGAGGAGCGGAUCCCUGUGGCUGAACUAUUCUGCACUAUGCCUGUGCAUACGGCCAUCCCAAUGUAGUUGCCCUCCUGAUAGAGUGGAAUUGUGACAUUGAUCUCCGUGACAGUGACAACAGAACAGCACUAAUUAAGGCUUCACAGUUCAAGCACGAAGACUGUGUGGCUAUGUUAUUAGAACACGGUGCUGACCCAAAUGCUAUGGACAACACUGGGAGCACCGCACUGCACUAUGCUGUUUGGCAUAACAGCACCUCAAUGACAGCCAAACUGCUGGCACACAAUGCCGACUUCAGUAUAAAAAAUGAGGAUAGCUUUACACCACUUACACUGGCUCGAAUGAAAAAUGACAACCUGGCAAAACUUUUAGAAGACCAGAAAGAAAAGAUAAAGGAACUUGAUGAAUUAGAAAGGUCUUCAAAGAAAACUUCCAAUGAAAAAGAAGAGGUCAAAGAACAAGGAAAUCCUAUGCUUGACCUUAAGGAACUAAUAUCAUGUGAGGGAAACUCAAAGGACUGUGAGCAGUACAGUUGUGACACUAUUUUGCAUUUUAUUGAAGAGCUCAUGAGGCAGAGAAAAGAUAUAAAUUCUGAGAUCCUAGUGAAAAUCUGGGGUGCAGUUUAUACAUAUAAAAGAUCAAUAGACUUUGAAAAACAUAACUGUGAACUAAUUGAAGAAGAUUGUGAACGUAUAAGUAAUGAAAUUAUUGCACUGCGAGAGGAGUGGUCUCAACUAGAGAUUGAAAAUGCUGAACUGCAAGAUGAGCUAUGCAGUUUGAGGGCCACCCUUGAAAAUUUAGAAUUAAAUGAUGCAGCAAGCCUCCAAGCAGAGGAGAAUGAAGAGCUUUCAAGAACCCCGGUUCAAGAAGAACAGUUUAAGUUGUACCUGUCACUGACACAGAGUUUGCAUGAAAUGAGAAGGAGAAAUAGGGAACUAGAAGAAGAAAUAGACAGGUAUAUGGAUCUGUGCACAAUGAUGGAGGAGGACUCAGAUGCACAUCAAAAUGGAGAGUUUUCAGGUUAUAAUGCUUCAAGUACAAGUCACUGCGAAGAGGAUACGGUACUGAAACUAAGAGAGAAGCUUGAAAGUAUGGAAACAAAACUACAACAAGAAUUAAUCCGCUGCCAAUGCAAGGAAGAUGAAAAUAAUCUUUGGGAGCAGAAAAUAGCAGAAAGGAAAGCAGCCCGGGAGAACCGUGAAGCGGAAGAGGGUAGAAUAAAGCAGCUUGAAGAGAAAAUACUCAGCCUCAAAGCCGAUAUGGACAAGAACAUGGUAGAGCGAAGUGAGGUAGAAAAUCAUAAGAAAGCCAUUGAAGAGCAAGCUAGGAGUCAACUCAUGGAAAAAAUAAACCAAGAGAACCAAGUCUUACGGGUGUACACAUCACAGUUUUCAGACAUAUCAGAAGAGAGCAUCAGAUCUCCAUUUCAGGUGGUGGUGAGCUAGUCCCUGGUUUCUGGCAACUGAACUCAGGACCUCUGGAAGAAGAGUGAGUGCUCCUAACUGGUGACUCAUCUCUCCAGCACUCUUCUUCAUGUUAGACAAGGAACUUUGUUGACUAAUUCAGAAUGUUGUGUGGAGGUGAGAGGAUGAUAUUGUCUCCAGGUAUCCUAUCUACAGCUUACCUCACUCAAUUCAGCACAGGGUUGGGGACAAGCAAAUCAGGAAGACAUGGGUUCACAAGUGUAGCCACACCCAAUACUUGUCUCACAGCAGAGAGAGUUUGCAAGGGGAGGAAAAGGAAGACCUCCAGUUACCUUGCAGAGAGAGAUA
This is a messenger RNA of Apodemus sylvaticus (European woodmouse), 1839 nucleotides long. RefSeq names its product ankyrin repeat domain-containing protein 26-like. Lineage: Eukaryota; Metazoa; Chordata; Mammalia; Rodentia; Muridae. The record is from RefSeq and is a predicted model, not a curated record. Gene Ontology annotation, molecular function: protein binding. The transcript has 12 exons. The coding region runs from base 238 to 1512 and encodes 424 amino acids.